UUCCUCCCAACCGUAUAGCUCCAAACCCUGUUGAGUCGCCAGUCCUCGCCCUUAUCUGAAUUACCGCGGAUUCUAGCUGCGAAGAUAGAGGCCGAUCGGAAGAGAAAGAAAGCUUCGAUCUCGGCGGUGGAUCGAACGAAGAAGGAAAGGCACAAGAAGGCUGCGAAAAUGUCCUCGUCUAACAGGCAGGGUGGUGAGGUUAGGGCAUCGCACAUAUUGAUCAAGCACCAAGGUUCUAGACGGAAGGCUUCUUGGAAAGAUCCCGAAGGCCGUGUUAUCCAAAAUACCACCAGAGAUACCGCGGUUUCUCAGCUCAAGGCCUUCCGUGACGACAUCCUUUCCGGGAAGGCUAAGUUCGAAGAUGUUGCUUCUCGUUAUUCCGAUUGCAGCUCUGCCAAGCGAGGCGGUGAUCUUGGUCCUUUUGGUCGUGGCCAGAUGCAAAAACCUUUUGAAGAAGCAACUUAUGGACUUAAAGUUGGUGAGAUUAGUGACAUCGUGGAUACUGAUAGCGGAGUCCACAUUAUCAUGAGAACAGGUUGAGAACACGGAGUUCUUUUUAGAGGCUCAUUUCUUGUUUGGGAGAACAUUAAUUUGAAGAUUUGUGUGAUUCUUGUUCAUCUUACUUGUCAUUAACUUUUGAUGUUUUUAAACUUCGCUGAGCCAUGCGCUUGAGUGAUAAUACACUGAUACUGCAUUUAUAAACUUGGAGGUGUAUGCUUGUAAUUUGAAUGUCGAGUGACGACAAUGAAACAAGGUUUUGGAAUUA
Molecule: messenger RNA, 766 nt
Organism: Neltuma alba
Lineage: Eukaryota; Viridiplantae; Streptophyta; Magnoliopsida; Fabales; Fabaceae
Product: peptidyl-prolyl cis-trans isomerase Pin1
Exons: 2
Coding region: 169-540 (123 amino acids)
Cellular component (GO): cytosol; nucleus
Molecular function (GO): peptidyl-prolyl cis-trans isomerase activity
Source: RefSeq, a predicted model, not a curated record